UGCUCCUCCCUACUACAGGUGUGUGAAGCAGACGCAGCAAACCUGGCCAUGGCAGCCUUUCCCACCACACUCCAACUGCUGGUCCUCGGGGCUCUGGUUUCCCCGGCGUAUUUGCAGGCUCCUUGUGAAGUAAUCACGAACACCACUCAACUUGGCUCUUACAACGUCUCUCUGAGCCCUUCUGUCUACAAGACAAACACCACCUACAACGUAACUAUCCGUGGAAUUGCAACCAACAGCUCAGUUAUCCUGCAGGCUCUCAAUUCCCAGAAUGCCUCUGUGGGCCAGUGGAUAGUGGACCAGUGGGCAGUCUUAUCUGUGAACUGCAGCAAUGGGACAGUGGUAAAUAUCCAAAAUAUAACGGACAAUGCCACAGUGCAAUGGACGUCCCCAAGCAAUGAGACUGGACCGGUGGACAUCAGAGUGUUUCAGGUCUUGACCAAUGGCUCCGCUCUGCUCCAGAAGGCAACGCUGAAUGCAGUGUCUACAACCCCACCUACGUCAACACAGACAUCGAUCACCACUUCCACCUCUUCCACCACCUCCCGUGGUUCUGUCUCCACCACACAGGCCAGCUCCUUCCUGGUGGCCGUGGUCCACCUGCUGUCAGUCUUGGCUACUGGCAAACUGUUCUCCUAGUGGCAAACGCUCCCCAGUCGAGCCAUACCCUUCCAUCUUUGCUAUCUGUCUGGAUGCAAGGGUGGACAAUUGAUCUACUCAGGAAGUCUCUUUUCUGCUGUUUAUGUAUUUAAGAAUGACUGCACUUUCUUUUAUACCCUACUUGACCAGAGAGCUGACACCAACCCCAUUGUCAGGAGGAGAGAACACUUUGGGGAGGGGGAACCAAACACCUCUGGCACAUAGCUGUUUGGAGGUGCUGAAAUAUUCUGUAGCAAGUCAGGAUGAGAUCCCUCCAUAAAGUCUAGAAUAGCAUCUCCAGAGUCCUUCCUGCCUGACACAAGGUAACACUGGGUGGGGGUCCCUUCAUCCUGAUCUCCUAUAGCUCUAUGGAGCAAAGGGUCUCCUUCCGGCAUGGGGAAGAGUCUCUGGCCGCUGCUGCAUCCCACUUGCUGUGCAAACUGGGAAUAGGGCGAAUGUGUUUCUGAGCCAGUAGCUUCUGUGUGACUCUGAGAAUCAGUCACCUCUUUGUGACUUACCCAGCCCUUCCUGACUGGGGAGUUUCAUUGUAAUUGGAGACUGGGGGAGGCAGGGCAGAUUUGCACACCGUUCAGACUGCAUUAGCCUGAGUGGGAUACAGAAGGAAGUUUGGUUCCCUGUUUGUUCCUCUGCCUACCCUAGCCUGCCAUGUGGAGGCAAGUGCCUUUCCUAGCUGAUAUGAGCACCCCUUGCUGGCAGGGCAUUCUACAUGAAGGCCCCCCUGAGUGGAAUUCACUGCCAGGUUCAAUCCUUUGCCUAAGAUCACCUGAGUCUAACUGCAAUAUUUCUUCCUUCCCCUCCUGCCCUCCCUGACCUGCUCUGGGGUUUGGGGGCAGAGCCUGAGCUGAAGGGUCAGGUCUCUGAGAUGAGUAGGAAUAUUUUUUAAUAGCAGAUGAUUUUUUUACUGCCACAUUGGCUGGGAUGUGCCAUUGAAUUUGUUGAUCCAUUUUCUUGUUUAGGUUCUGGGGAGGGUUUUGUAUGGACUGGUUUGAAGUUAAAUGGACAGAGAUGUAGAUUUCUUACACAAACAAAAUUAAUGAAUAAAAUUCUUCAUGUUGUGUCUAAA
This is a messenger RNA of Pelodiscus sinensis (Chinese soft-shelled turtle), 1723 nucleotides long. Lineage: Eukaryota; Metazoa; Chordata; Testudines; Trionychidae. The record is from RefSeq and is a predicted model, not a curated record.